AUGGAAGAGGCCAAGCAACCUGAGCUCCUCUCAGGGCUUGCUGCCAAGAGUGUUUUUGGCAGUGUCCCCUCAGGGGUUUCGGAGCCUUUAACCUGGCCGAAACCCUUUCAGACGGCCAUGGUCUCCACAAUGCCAGAGCAGCUUCGGGUCACGCACAUGCAGAGAAGACGUGCUAUGGCCAGUCUCGGUGAGAAGUUGGCCAUCCUCUUGCCGGAUGGACGAUCCGAGAGCGGCACUGGAUCACUUCUGAUCGUUCCCCCUGUUCCGGCCACGCGGCCACCUUUGCAGCCGGAACGGCCGGAACAUCGGGAACGGGAGAUUCUGCAGACUCAGGAUACUCAGCUUGAGAUCGUUCGUCGGCAACAAGGCAUCAAGUUGGUAGAUGCCCCGAUCCCUGCCAAAGUGCAGAGCUUGUCCCAGAAGCUGUCGGCGCUGCUUGGGCCACCUGCACCCCAGCACUGCGACUCGCCAGAGAGGCGGCCAGCCACGGAGCCCAGUCAACUUCUCCGGCAAAACGCUGCGGAGGUUGUUCGCAAGGUUGACUUGCUGACGGACGGAGUCUUGGAGCAUCUCCUCGGAGAUGCGGUCAGCCGGCUGGAUGCUCUACCAGAGAAGCGCCCUCAACAGCACCAUACGUGCUAUGCGCCCGCAGAAGCUUGUCGGCCACAGCGAGGCGAGCAAGAAGAAGACGGGCAGCUGCACGACCCGAGGAGAGAAAGCUUGGGGAAGCUUGUGCAGAAUGCCGAAGACCGGUUGGAGAUGUUGGAGCAAGAGCUCAAAAUGACGUACCUCCACCCGCAGGAGUCCACCUCUACGAGGGGCGCCAAACAGGAUCGGCGGGCAUUGCCAGAGAUUCUACUUGGGCGGAGCUGGCCUAAAGCUUUGAUUGAGGAGCUUCGCCUUUUGCACGCGAGCUCCCGCCUAGCCGCCGAAGAGGAGGACGAGGACUGGAGAUUUGCUUCGCUGCCAGCAGCACGAAUCCACGAGCUGGAACGCUACCGUGCUCGCUUUGCCAGGCACUGCCUGGCAGCCCGGGAGGCAGGGAUCCAAAGUGGUCCUGGGGCUCGGACGGCCACCUGGGUGAUUUGGCCAUUUCUUGCCGACAGCAUCGCCAUGGCCGCCGUGGAGGCGGCUAUUGAGGAGGUGGAUGCUGCCAUGGAGGGGUACGUUAGUGGCUUGGUGGAGCUGGAGAUUGGGGAAUGCGAAGAUGACGCAGCCACUGCGCCGUUGUAG
This is a messenger RNA of Symbiodinium sp. CCMP2456, 1233 nucleotides long. The record is from the annotation of a GenBank genome assembly. NCBI's taxonomy places the organism in Eukaryota, Dinophyceae, Suessiales, Symbiodiniaceae.